This is a messenger RNA of Corticium candelabrum, 438 nucleotides long. RefSeq lists its product as uncharacterized. The coding region runs from base 1 to 438 and encodes 145 amino acids. The record is from RefSeq and is a predicted model, not a curated record. NCBI's taxonomy places the organism in Eukaryota, Metazoa, Porifera, Homoscleromorpha, Homosclerophorida, Plakinidae. The transcript has 2 exons.
AUGAGUGUUGCAUUUACGGCAUUUUUGCGACACUCCUUUGUACCACAACAAUGGUUGAAGUCAUUCAUAGUCCCAUUUAUCAAAGACAAGAAAGGAGACUCCUCUAAUAUGGAUAACUACCGUGGCAUUGCAAUUUCUUGCAUUACUUCAAAGGUAUUGGAGGACAUUCUUAUUAAUAAAGCUGGAUUGUGUCUGAGGUCAGAUGAAAGGCAAUUUGGCUUCAAAAGCAAUCAUAGUUGUGGUGACUGCUCGUUCGUGUUGAAAGGGUCUGUCAAAUACUACUUGGACAAGGGAAACCGUGAAAUGUUUGGAUGCUCACUGUUCACCAAGCUAUUAGAUGCAGGCUGUCCGGUGUACUUUGUGAAGUUUCUGAGGCAUUGGUAUGAGAGUCAAAGCAUGGUUGUCAAAUGGAAUGGAAACUGUCCAGCCCCUUUGUAG